CGGGGCCUAGAGGCUCUCCGCUGGGCCCGAGCGGGCUGGGGGAGGGGAGCGUGGGGCCGACAGUUUUGGGGGUGAAAAGGCAAAAGGCGGGUGAAAGGCUGCCUCCCGAGGCUCUCCUUGCUUGGAAUUCUGCCCACUCUGCGGAGUUAGGAGUCACGACCUCCAGCACAGGAUGUGGUACCACAGAUUGUCCCACCUACACGGCAGGCUUCAGGACUUGCUGAAGGGAGGAGUCAUAUAUCCAGCCCUUCCACAGCCCAACUUCAAAAGCUUACUUCCUUUAGCUGUCCAUUGGCACCAUACAGCCUCCAAGUCUCUGACUUGUGCUUGGCAGCAACAUGAAGAUCAUUUUGUUACUCUGGCUGCGACUUCCAGUACUAUGUGGAGUAAGAGUAGGAAGAAGCUGAAAUAUGCUAAUACCGUGAUGCGCUUUGAUUAUGUCUGGCUUCGAGACCACUGCCGCUCAGCAUCGUGCUACAACUCUAAGACUCACCAGCGCAGCCUGGAUACUGCCAGUGUGGAUUUAUGUAUCAAGCCAAAGACCAUUCGUCUGGAUGAGACCACACUCUUUUUCACUUGGCCAGAUGGUCAUGUGACUAAAUAUGAUUUGAAUUGGCUGGUGAAAAACAGCUAUGAAGGGCAGAAACAAAAAGUCAUCCAGCCUAGAAUACUAUGGAAUGCUGAAAUCUACCAGCAAGCCCAAGUUCCAUCUGUAGAUUGCCAGAGCUUCUUAGAAACCAACGAGGGACUGAAGAAGUUUCUGCAAAACUUUCUGCUCUAUGGAAUUGCAUUUGUAGAAAAUGUCCCUCCCACUCAAGAGCACACAGAGAAGUUGGCAGAAAGGAUCAGCUUAAUCAGAGAAACCAUUUAUGGGAGGAUGUGGUAUUUCACUUCAGACUUCUCCAGAGGUGACACUGCGUACACCAAGCUAGCUCUGGAUCGGCACACUGACACUACCUAUUUUCAAGAGCCCUGUGGCAUUCAAGUGUUUCAUUGUCUUAAACAUGAAGGAACUGGUGGCAGGACACUGCUAGUAGAUGGAUUCUAUGCAGCAGAACAGGUACUUCAAAAGGCACCUGAGGAAUUUGAACUCCUCAGUAAAGUGCCAUUGAAGCAUGAAUAUAUUGAAGAUGUUGGAGAAUGUCACAACCACAUGAUUGGGGUUGGGCCAGUUUUAAAUAUCUACCCAUGGAAUAAAGAGCUGUAUUUGAUCAGGUACAACAACUAUGACCGGGCUGUCAUCAAUACCGUUCCUUAUGAUGUCGUCCAUCGCUGGUAUACAGCACACCGGACGCUAACGAUAGAGUUGAGAAGACCUGAGAAUGAGUUUUGGGUCAAACUAAAGCCUGGCAGGGUCCUAUUUAUAGACAACUGGCGUGUCCUACAUGGCAGGGAAUGCUUCACUGGCUACCGCCAACUCUGUGGCUGCUAUUUAACAAGAGAUGAUGUAUUAAACACUGCUCGCCUCUUGGGGCUUCAGGCUUAAAAUUGACAGCAUCGGGAUUAUGAAUACACCUGGCACCCUGGCUACCAGAAUUUCAUAUGGGCAGAAUAAUAUUGUGUCAAACUCUACUUCAGAUUGUCUCCUUAAUCCAUCCCACAAAACAGAAUCUGUCCGUUUCUCUAGUAAGGGAGACUUGUUAGAGAGGGGGGACUCUGAGUUAUCUAACGUCAGACAUCUAGUGGGGCAGCUCUCUUCCUCAUGUUACAACAUGGAUCCACUUGUUUUAUUUAAACCUUUUAAUAUAAUUUUGGUCAGUCUCCUUCAGAAAUAUAAUCUCCAUAUUGAUAGGAAAGCAAUAAUUGCCAUGAGGUAAUGAUUUUUUUCCCACGUAGAUCAGUUAGAAAGAAAUGCAUUCUAGAAAUAACAAAAAUCCUGACAAAGCAACAAUUUGCAAAAUUUUUGGUCUUAGGACACCUUAACACUCUUAAAAGUUAUUGAAGGCCCCAAAGAGUUCUUGGGUGUGGGUUCUGUCUAUUGAUACUAAUUAUUUUAGGUAUUAAGAUUGAGAAAUAUUUAAAACUCAAGAAGAACACAGAAGCACACAUCCCUCAGCUAUCAGAGAGAUGACAUAACCAUAUGUCAUGUGGCCUCUGGAAAAGUCCUCUGUAUCCUCAUGAGAUAACGAGAGGGGGAAAAAAAGCUACUGUUGCCUUUGUAACUUCCACUUAGCCUACUACAGGGCUAUCCACAUCUUACUUUCCAAAAGUCUGCUUAAUUUCAAAAGAAAAAUGCCUAAUUGAAUGUAACUCAUCUUGGUGUUAUUAUACAAAAUAAUUUUUAAUCUGCAGACCCAGUAAAAGGGUCUCAGGGACUCCUCCAGGGGUCUUCAGACCAUACUUUGAGAACCCAUGGGCUAGCGACUACCUUGAGACAGUCCUUUACCUAGGCCUGUGGAUUAAAGGGUUUAGCUGAAACCCUAGAUUUUUCUCUAUAGUCUAAUAGAACUCCAAAGAUUGUAAGAAUUGCUUGGUAGCAUAAGCUCAGGGAUAAGGUGGGAAUUGAGUUCAAAUAUAGUGUUUUAUCUUCCACACAAAUCAUCUCUAUAGGAGUUAAAUUAGGAAGUCACAACAGCGCCUGUUGAACAAACUCAUCAGUGUGGUAAUCCUAUGAGGGAUAAUUGCAGAAAGGUUUUAGAGACUUGUGAGGUUCCAUAUGACAAUUCUUUACAACUCCCCCCCCCCACACACACCAAGAGAAAGUACACAGGGCUAUUCUGUAAUAUUGUUCAGGGAAAUCAGCAUGAUAGAUGCUGUGCCUCCAGAGAGUUCUCUGGAGAUGACUACCCAAAUGUGUAUUUUGGCAAUUUGGUGGUAUUUAGGAUGUAAUAUGUUUUCCUCCAUUUCUGCUAAUUUUCUCUCUCUCUCUCUCUCAUAACAUACUAUACAUGUUAAUUGCCAAGAUUUGAAUGAGUCAAAUUUAGUAGCUUGCUGCUUUUAUUUUUUUAAAUGGCUUCUUUUAUGUAUUGGGCGGGGCACAGGGUAUAAGGCUUCUUUUCCCUCAGCUUUCAUUGAAAGUGAAGCUGUACAAUAACCACAUUGACCACUGUAGAAUGAUGAAAGGGAAUAUAGGCUAGAAUGCACACCAGAUGGGGGAAAAGGCAUUAUUAGUGAAGAUAGAUAGGAGUUACAAAGCAAAGCAAAGUCAGUAUUCAGAUAGAGAAUAGAGCCUAAUCUGAUGUUUGCAGGGAGUUCCUUGAUCACAUUUGGCAAUUUACACAUUAUUUUAUUGACCUAUCCAGUGCUGCAAAAUGUGUUCCAAAAUAUUUUGGCAUUUUAUUUGUACUAUAUAGGAAUCUUUAGGGGAGUCCAUGAAAUUUGUUUUCCUCUUAGGUCAAAGGACUGAUAAUUAACUUUGGUUCUUAAGGAGUAUGACCUUUAGCAAUAAGAACAGAAAUAACAUUUUACCCUGCAGUUUUUUUCUCUAUACCUACUAUUAUGCACUCCUAAAAUAUGUCAUCAUUAGUCUUCAUGAGGAUGUUUACCAUUUUUGAAGUUUUGCGUAAAUUAGCCUUGAAGAUUACACUAUAACUGAGGUCAUCAGCAUUGAUUUAUGGCCAGCAAAGGACAUGCUCAUGGCCCUGGAAAGAUGAGGACACAAAACAAAUCAAUUUCCCCACUUACUGAAGGACUUCCCUUACCUUCUGUCUCUCCUGAGACCUUGACUCAUUAAUUAUUUUACUCUCCUUUUUGGAAAUUUGCAACCGGUCCUUCUCAACAAUGUACUCCCUUUAAGUACAUUGAAGAAAAAGAGAAGGGAAUUAUUUGAGUCUUGAUCACGAUGCAUUGAAAACUUCCUAUGUGAGAUGUUUCUGUUUUUACAUCUCUUCCAGGUGUCCCUGAGUAUAUAAGCAUGGGUCUAUGUCUACCGAGCUCACUGUAGAGUCACUUUUACCUUUUGCUAUGGUGGAAUGGGAUCUGUAGGGUCAGGAACACAGCACCUAACACAGUGCUUUAUGGAUAGUAGUUUUAUAAUACAGAUGUGUUGGAAGAAUAAAUGAAUGAGUCCUUUUCAAACAAAUUCACCAGAAGUUACCACAUUCUCUGUAUGUAUGUCCUUUUUCGUUUGGCAUUUAGCUGACACUGACUUUUGUUUGCUUUCAUCUACAGUGACCAACCAUCCUCUUGUGCCCAGAACUACAGGACUUUCCAUUUUAAAACGAGGAGAGUCACACACAAACCAGGACUGUUGGUCAGUCACUGUGCCUUCUUGCUGCUAGAUAUGUAAUUUUCUUUGGUUUUCAUCACUGGGUCCCAUCUCUUUGAAAGUGUUUGUAGGUCACAGACUGUGUAGUCCAUGAUGAAAAGAACAAAAGAUGUAUGAAUUAUGCUGUGUUGUGGUGGUUCCCAAAGUAGGGUCCCCAGACCACCAGCAGUGGCAUCAUUUGAGAACUCCUUAGAAAUGCAAAUUUUCAAGGCCCACCCCACGCCUACUAAGUAAGAAACUCUAGGCUUGGGUACCAGCAGUUUGUUUUAGCAAGUCCUCCACAGGAUUCUAACACAUGACAAAGUUUGAGAACUACUGACAGGAAGAGUCCUGCUGCUGAGUUCUAGGCCCAGUUCUGUCACUGGCUGACUAAAUGACUUGAGGCAUGUCCCGCUCCUAUUUUGAAUUUCAAUUUUUUCUUCUGUGAAAUGAAAGCCUUGGACUAGGCAGCGUCUAAAGGCUCUGUCACUCUGUAAUUGUGUGACUUUGGUAACUUUGUUUGACUUCUCCUUGCUUAAGUUUUCUCAUGUGGGUAUGGUAAGGAAAAUACCUACCUCACAGGAUUUUCUAACAAUUUUGUGAUUAUUAAGUAUAAUGACUGAUGACUAAUAUAUGACAGCCAACUCUUACACAGUGCUUUCUAUAUCCUGGACUGUUCUAAGUGCUUUUAAUCCCCGCAACAAUCCCAUCUCCAUUUUACAAAUGAAAAAUAGAGGUCACACGGCUAAUACGUGUCAGAGUUUGGAUUAAAACCCAGAAAAAUCUGUCCCCAGAGACAGUGAUUUUAACUAGCAUGCCCUUUUGCUCAAUAAAUGUUAAUUCCCUCACCCUUUCCACACACACACAGUCUAGCUGACCAUUCAUAGACAAUAAUCCCACUUUCACAGUCCAUCCAACAAGAUCUUAAAAGAACCAUGAGAAUCUCUAGGUUUCUUUUGCAAAUAGUUUUCAAGCAUUUAAAAAAAAAAGGUGGGGGGCAGGGAGGGAGUGGCCAAGAUGGCUGACUAGAAGCAGCUAGGGUGAGUGGUUCUCAUGGAGAGGAAAGAAAGGGGCGAGUAAAUACAGCGCCUUCAACUGAAACAUCCAGGUACCCGCAUUGGGUCUAAUCAAGGAAACAACUCGAUCCACAGAGAAUGAAGAAAAGCAAGGCAGGAUGACAGCCCACCCAGGAGCAACAUGGAGACAGAGGAACCUCCCCCACUCAGGCAAGUAGUAAGUGAAUGUGCGAUCCUGGGAAACCGCGCUUCUCCCAUGGAUCCUUGCAACCUUUGGGUCAGGAGAUCCUCUGGUGAACCCACUCCACCAGGGCCUUCAGUCUGACACACAGAGAUACAUGGAGUCUCAGCAGAGCAGCCGCUUGAGCACGUGCAGAGACCCAGCAGCUUUACAUACUCCAGCCCUGGGUUUCCCAGCAAAAGUAACUGCAACUCCUGCAAAGCAGGAGAUUAGACCCCUGCACAUACCCCUAGGAAAGAGGCUGAAUCCAGGGGGCCAAGCAGCAAUGAUCUGCGGGCCCCACUUCCACUGCACCUCACAGGAUAAGACCCGCUGGUUUGGAAUUCCAGCCAGCCACCAGCAGCAGUGUUGCACCUACCUGCGACGGAGGUCCCAGGGGGAGGGGCAGGCUGCUCUCUGGGACAGAGCUCCCAGAAGUGGCACCCCAGAACAGCACAGCACAGCUGCUCUUCAGAAGCAUGGCCAGACUGCUUCUUUAAGCAGGUGCCCAAUCUGUUCCUCCUCACUGGAUGGGACUUUUCAACCAAGGCCUCCAGCAACCACUGGUGUUCUCUGGCUGACAGAGAUUUGAAUUCUCCCUGGGACAGAGCUCCAGGAGGGAGGGAGGGACCACCAUCUUUGCUGUUUGGGCGACUUAGCUGUUCCGGCCUCCAGGCUUUGGAGAGCCCACACCAACCAGGGGUGGAAGCAGUGCCCCAGCACAGCACAGCUGAUCUGUGAAAGCAUGGACAGACUGCUUCUUUAAGCAGUUCCCUGAUCCCAUUCCUCCUGAUUGGGUGAGACCUCCCAACCAGGGUCUCCAGCCUUGUCCUGCAGGCGCGUUUGGGCUGGCAACAGGUCUGUACCUCGCCGGGCCAGAGCUCCCAGAGGAAGAGGCAGGCUGACAUCUUUGCUGUUUCACAGCCUUCACUGGUGAUAGCUCCAGAUACUGGAAAAUCCAAGGCGACUAGGAACUGGAGAAGAAGCCCAGCAAAGUACUGCAGCCCUACAGAAACAUGGCCAGACUGUUAAAAGAAAAAAAAAAAAUCCAAAGGUCAGCAACCUCAAAGACUGAAGGUAGAUAAGCCCACAAAGAUGAGAAAGAAUCAGUGCAAGAACGCUGAAAACUCAAGAAGCCAGAGUGCCCUCUUUCCUUCAAAUGACUGCAUCACCUCUCUAGCAAGGGUUCGGAAUUGGGCUGAGGCUGAGACGGCUGAAAUAACAUAAGUAGAAUUCAGAAUAUGGAUAGGAAUGAACUUCACUGAGUUAAAAGAGUACAUUGUAACCCAAUGCAAGCAAGCUAAAAAUCAUGAUAAAACAUUGCAGGAGCUGACAGACAAAAUAGCCCAUAUAGAGAAGAAUGUAACCAACCUGACCGAACUGAAAAAACACACUACAAGAAUUUCAUAAUGCAAUCACAAGUACUAAUAGCAGAAUAGACAAAGCGGAGGAAAGAAUUUCAGAGCUUGAAGACUGGCUUUCUGAAAUAAGACUGGAAGACAAGAAUAGAGAAAAAAGAAUGAAAAGCAAUGAAGAAAACCUCCGAGAAAUACGGGAUCAUGUAAAGAGAGUGAAUCUAAGACUGAUUGGUGUCCCUGAAAGAGAUGGGGAAAACGGAACCAAUUUGGAAAACAUAUUUCAGGAUAUAAUCUAUGAGAAAUUCCCUAACCUAGCUAGAGAGGCCAACAUUCAAAUUCAGGAAAUCCAGAGAACUCCAGGAAGAUACUCCACGAAAGGAACAUCCCCAACACACAUAAUCAUCAGAUUCUCCAAGGUUGAAACGAAAGAAAAAAUGUUAAAGGCAGCUAGAGAGAAAGGCCAGGUCACCUACAAAGGGAAGCCCUUCAGACUAACAGUGGAUGUCUCAGGGGAAAACCUACAAGCCAGAAGAGAUUGGGGGUCAAUACUCAACAUUCUUAAAGAAACUCCAACCCAGAAUUUCAUAUCUGGCCAAAGUAAGCUUCAUAAGUGAAGAAGAAAUAAGAUCAUUUUCAGACAAGCAAAUGUUGAGGGAAUUUGUUACCACCAGGCCUGCCCUACAAGAGCUCCUGAAGGAAGCACUAAAUGUAGAAAGGAAAGACGGUUACCAGCCACUCCAAAAACACACUGAAGUACUCAGACCAGUGACACUACAGAGCAAACAUGUAAGCAAGUCUGCAAAAUAACCAGCUAGCAUCAUGAUGAAAGGAUCAAAUCCAAACAUACCAAUACUAACCUUAAAUGUAAAUGGGCUAAAUGCCCCAAUUAAAAGACACAGAGUAGCAAGCUGGAUAAGGAACUAAGAUCCAAUGGUAUGCUGUCUUCAAGAGAACCAUCUCACAUGCAAUGACACACAUAGGCUCAAAAUAAAAAGAUGGAUGAAAAUCUACCAAGCAAACGGAAAACAUAAAAAAGCAGCAGUUGCAAUCCUAGUUUCUGACAAAACAGACUUUAAAUCAACAAAGGUCAAAAAACACAAAGAAGGGCAUUACAUAAUGGUAAAUGGUUCAAUUCAACAAGAAAAUCUAACUAUCCUAAAUACAUAUGGACCCAACACAGGAGCACCCAGAUUUAUAAAGCAAGUUCUUAGAGGCCUUCACAGAGACUUAGACUGCCACACAAUGAUAGUGGGAGACUUUUUAACACCCCACUGACAAUAUUAGACAGAUCAUUGAGACAGACAAUUAACAAAGAUAUUCAGGACCUGAACUCAGCACUGGAUCAAAUGGACCUGGUGGAUAUCUACAGAACUCUCCACCCCAAAACAACAGAAUAUACAUUCUUCUGAUCACCGCGUGGCACUUACUCUAAAAUCGACCACAUAAUCAGAAGUAAAACACUCCUCAACAAAUGCAAAAGAACUGAAAUCAUGACAAACAGUCUCUUGGGCCACAGAAGAAUCAAAUUUGAAAUCAAGAUUAAGAAAUUCACUCAAAACCAUGCAAUUACAUGGAAAUUGAAUAACCUGCUCCUGAAUGACUUUUGGGUAAACAAUGAAAUUUAGGCGGAAAUCAAGAAGUUCUAUGAAACUAAUGAGAACAAAGACACAAAGUACCAGAAUCUCUGGGAUACAGCAAAGGCAGUGUUAAGAAGGAAAUUUAUAGCACUAAAUGCCCACAUCAAAAAGUUAGAAAGAUCUCAAGUUAAUAACCUAACAUCACUACUAAAAGAACUAGAGAAACGAGAGCAAACAAAUCCCAAAACUAGCAGAAGACAAGAAAUAACAAAAAUCAGAGCUGAACUGAAGGAGACAGAGACAUGAAAAACCCUUCAAAAAAUGAAAGAAUCCAGAAGCUGUUUUUUGUUCUUUGAAAAAAAGUAAUAAAAUAGACAGACCACUAGCUAGACAAAUAAAGAAGGAAAGAGAGAAGAUCUGAAUAAACACAAUCAGAAAUGAUAAGGGGAAUAUUUACCACUGACCCCACAGAAAUACAAACAACCAUCAGAGAAUAUUGUGAACACCUCUGUGCACAUAAACUAGGAAGUCUAGAAGAAAUGGACAAAUUCCUGGACACACACACCUCCCCAAGGCUGAACCAGGAAGAAACUGAAUCCCUGAACAGACCAGUAAUGAGUUCGGAAAUUGAGGCAGUAAUAAAUAGCCUACCAACCAAAAAAAUCCCAGGACCAGAUGGAUUCACAGCUGAAUUCUACCAGAUGUACAAAGAGGAACUGGUAGCAUUCCUACUGAAACUAUUUCAAGAAAUUGAGAAGGAGGGACUCCUCCCUAACUCAUUCUAUGAGGCCAGCAUCAUCUUGAAACCAAAACCUGGCAGAGAUACAACAACAAAAGAAAACUUCAGGCCAGUAUCCUUCAUGAACAUCAAUGCAAAAUCCUCAACAAAAUGCUGGCAAACUGAAUCCAGCAGCACAUCAAAAAGCUUAUCCACCACGAUCAAGUUGGCUUCAUCCCCGGGAUGCAAGGUUGGUUCAACAUAGGCAGAUCAAUAAAUGUGACUCAUCACAUAAACAGAACUAAAGACAAAAACCACAUGAUUAUCUCAAUAGACGCAGAAAAGGCUUUUGAUAAAAUUCAACAUCCCUUCAUGUUAAAAACUCUCAAUAAACUACGUAUUGAAGGACCAUGCCUCAAAAUAAUAAGAGCCAUCUGUGACAAACGCACAGCCAACAUCAUACUGAAUGGACAACAGCUGGAAGCAUUCCCCUUGAAAACCGGCACAAGACAAGGAUGCCCUCUCUCACCACUCCUAUCCAACAUAGUAUUGGAAGUUCUGGCCAGGGCAAUCAGGCAAGAGAAAGAAAUAAAGGGCAUCCAAGUUGGAAGAGAGGAAGUCAACCUAUCCCUGCUUGCAGAUGACAUGAUCCUAUAUCUAGAAAACCCCGUUGUCUCAGCCCAAAGGCUUCUUAAGCUGAUAAACAACUUCAGCAAAGUCUCAGAGUACAGAAUCAAUGUGCAAAAAUCACUAGCAUUCCUAUACACCAGCAACAGUAAAGCCAAGAGCCAAAUCAGCAAUGAACUCCCAUUCACAAUUGCUACAAAAAGAAUAAAAUACCUAGGAAUACAGCUAACUAGGGAGGUGAAAGAUCUCUACAAGGAGAACUACAAACCACUGCUCAAAGAAAUCGGAGAUGACACACAAAAAAAUGGAAAAACAUUCCAUGCUCACGGAUAGGAAGAAUCAGUAUUAAAAUGGGCAUACUGCCCAAAGCAAUUUAUAGAUUCAAUGCUAUUCCCAUGAAACUACCAUUGACAGUCUUCACAGAACAAGAAAAAAAAAAAACUAUUUUAAAAUUCAUAUGGAACCAAAAAAAAAAAAAAAAAAAGCCUCAAUAGCAAAGGCAAUCCUAAGCAAAAAGGACAAAGCUGGAGGCAUCAUGCUACCUGACUUCAAACUAUACUACAAGGCUACAGUAACCCAAACAGCACGGUACUGGUACAAGAACAGACACAUAGACAAAUGGAACAGAAUAGAGAACCCAGAAAUGAGACCACACACCUACAACUAUCUGAUCUUCAACAAACCUGACAAAAACAAGCGAUGGGGAAAGGAUUCCCGGUUCAAUAAAUGGUGCUGGGAUAACUGGCUAGCCAUAUGCAGAAGAUUAAAACCGGCUCCCUUGCUUACACUAUAUACAAAGAUUAACUCAAGAUGGAUUAAAGACUGAAAUGUAAAACCCCCAACUAUGAAAACUCUGAAGGACCACUUAGGCAAUACCAUUCAGGGCAUAGGCAUGAGCAAAGAUUUCAUGAUGAAGAUGCCAAAAGCAAUUGUGACAAAAGCAAAAAAUUGACAAAUGGGGUCUAAUAAACCUAAAGAGCUGUGCACAGUGAAAGAAACUAUCAACAGAAUAAACAGACAACCUACAGAAUGGGAGAAAAUAUUUGCAAACUAUGCAUCUGACAAAGGUCUAAUAUCCAGCAUCUAUAAGGAACUUAAACAAAUUUACAGGAAAACAAACAACCCCAUAAAAAAGUGGGAAAAGGACAUGAACAGACACUUUUCAAAAGGAGACAUACAUGUGGCCAACAAUCAUAUGAAAAAAAAAAGGUCAACAUCACUGAUCAUUAGAGAAAUGCAAAUCAAAACCACAAUGAGAUACCAACUAAUAUUAGCCAAAAUGGCCAUUAUUAAAAAGUCAAAAAAUAACAGAUGCUGGCGAGGCUGUGGAGAAAAAGGAAUGCUUAUACACUGUUUGUGGGAUUGUAAACAAGUUCAGCCACUGUGGAAGACAGUGUGGUGAUUCCUCAAAGACCUAAAGACAGAAAUACCAUUCAACCCAGCAAUCCCAUUACUGGGUCUACACCCAAAGGACUAAAAAUCAUUCUGUUACAAAGACACAUGCAUGUGUAUGUUCACUGCAGCACUACUCACAAUAGCAAAGACAUGGAAUCAGCCUAAAUCCCCAACAGUGACAGACUGGAGAAAGAUAAUGUGGUACAUAUACACCAUGGAAUACUAUGCAGCCAUAAAAAGAAUGAGAUAAUGUCCUUCGCAGGGACAUGGAUGGAGCUCGAGGCCCUUAUCCUUAGCAGACCAACACAGGAACAGAAAACCAAAUACUGCAUGUUCUCACUUAUAAGUGAGAGUUAAAUGAUGAGAACAUAUGGACACAUAGAGGGGAACAACACACACUGGGGCUUUUUGGAGGAUAGAGGGUGUGAGGAGGGAGAGGAUCAAGAAAAACAACUAAUGGGUACUAAGCUUAAUACCUGGGUGAUGAAAUAAUCUAUGCAACAAAUCCCCUACGACACAAGUUUACCUAUGUAACAAACCUGCACUUGUACCCCUGAACUUAAAAGUUUAAAAAAAAAAAAAAGGAUUUAGUGGCUAAUAAACUCUAAAUAAAGCAUUUCAAACUUAAAAACAAAAUCCGGCCAGGUGCCGUGGCUCACGCCUGUAAUCCCAGCACUUUCGGAGGCCAAGGCAGGAGGAUCGCUUGAGGUCAGGAGUUUGAAACCAGCCUGAGCAGCAAAGCGAGACCCCGUUUCUACAAAAAAAAAUGGAAUUAAAAGAAAAAUUAGUUGGGUGGAGUCAUGAGUGCCUGCAGUCCCAGCUACUCGGGAAGCUGAGGUGGGAGGAUCUCUUGAGCCCAGCAGUUCAAGGCUACUGUGAGCUAUGAUCACGCCACUGCAAUCCAGCCUGGGUAACAGAGCAAGACCAUGUCUCAAAAAAAAAAAAAAAAAAUCAUCAUUUCUAAUUUUGCCUCUUCCAAGAAUGGAAGGGAAUUAACCUAUUCAGUACUUUUUUUUCUCUUGCAAAAUACCAGUCAGUUGUUAGGCUCAAAACCCUUUGAUAGAACAUAUCCAUAUCACUGGCCCCAGGGUGCUCUUGGGCAUAUUGGAAAUCCACUCACUUAGCUCAGCUGUGGAUUAGCUCAACUCUUAGUUACGAGGCCAGAACAUGUCUGCAUCUUCGCCUCCCUAAGCCUGCAGCUCAUCAGAAACAAAGACCCUGGCAGAGUUUGGCGGUAGUUCUUUUUUGUCAGACUUACAGUCAGGGGUUGGUGGGUUUGUGGGUAGCUCCAUUCUAGUCCUUGGCUUUAAUCUGUGAGUAUGGCUUUUGUCUUCCAUCUUGCUCAGGGUACUUUGGAACCGCUAUACAUUGCAGGAGCUUAGCUUCUGGCUACCAUGGUUUGCUUCCAGAGCAACAAGCAUAGUACUUCAACAUGGAGACAACUGUCUUUUGUUUUUGUUUUGUUUUGUUUGUUUUGUCUUGGCCAUGCCUUUUUGAGUUUACCUUUUUAUAUUUUGCCCAUCAUUGCCAUGUGUUUGGAGCAGUGGGCGUUCCAUAACAUGAACUCACUGUACCAUCAUGAAUGGGAAGUCAGGGGAAACCUUUUCCAUGUGGAUUUUACUCUUCCCUGAUUCCCUAAAUUGGGUUUGCAAAAUACUACUGUGCACUUUCUUGAUGAUUCGGGCUUAUCUUUAUGACUCUGUUUUUGUGUCAGACUGUAAAGAAGUAUAAAAGUCUUUAGCUUGAUUAAUGCAA
Pongo pygmaeus (Bornean orangutan) is the source of this 12852-nucleotide messenger RNA. It is a transcript of the gene TMLHE, whose product is annotated as trimethyllysine hydroxylase, epsilon. NCBI's taxonomy places the organism in Eukaryota, Metazoa, Chordata, Mammalia, Primates, Hominidae. Gene Ontology annotation, cellular component: mitochondrion. The record is from RefSeq and is a predicted model, not a curated record. The coding region runs from base 173 to 1486 and encodes 437 amino acids. Gene Ontology annotation, molecular function: trimethyllysine dioxygenase activity; iron ion binding. Gene Ontology annotation, biological process: carnitine biosynthetic process. The transcript is spliced from 9 exons.